AUGAAGCUGUCCUCUGAUAUGGACGAGGAGGUGGGGGGCAACGGCACAGCGGACCACCUCAACCACAACUCCAGAAGUAAACCAAAGCCCUACAGUCCGAGGAACGGCAACUCGCCCAGAAACCUCUGCUUCAUGCUGGCUGCUCCUCUCCUCAUCUUUAUCAUUGGUUAUCUGAUUGGCUUCUUGGUUCAUCGGAAGAAGGACAUGGCCCCUGCCUGCGUGGGCCCUGUGAUCUCGAUAGAAGAGCCUGUUGUUAUGGAGCGAGGAGCGCCUCCUGUCAUGAACUGGGACAGUGUCAAAAAACUGUACGCUGAAAAGCUCCUGAAAGGCAAUUUUGAUGCUACCUUUAACUCCUUUGCCAGUCCCAGCCAUCAGGCUGGCUCUCCAGGGGAUGAAAAUCUUGGAAAUAGAAUAAUUAGAAAAUUCAAGGAAUACGGCCUGAGUACCUGGACCGAUGAGCACUUUGUAAAAGUCCAGGAGCUGCCAAAAACUAAUAAAGUCACUUUCAAUGGUGAAAGUGUGAAUUUGGAAGGAUUCCUCUCAUACAGUGCUCCUGGCACAGCCAUAGGUGCUGUCUUGUAUGCUCACUAUGGAAGAGAAAGUGACUUCAGCCUCCUCCGUGACAAAAACAUCAACAUGAAUGGUCGGGUCAUGCUGGUCAGAGCUGGUUUGAUUAAUUUUGCUGAGAAGGUUGCAAACGCUGCCAAAGUGAAUGCAACAGCCGUUCUGAUUUAUGCUGACCUGUCUGAUUAUUCCUCACUGGGUUCUUCCACAGAAGUUUUUGGCCACGUCCACUUGGGCUCUGGUGACCCCUACACCCCAGGCUUCCCCUCCUUCAAUCACACUCAGUUCCCUCCCAUCGAAUCGUCCGGACUGCCCAGAAUCCUGGCACAGACCAUUCCUUCUAAACUGGCUACAAAAAUUUUAAGGCAACUGGGGGGUCCGGAAAUGCCAAGACUAUGGGGAAGCUUUACCAAACUGGGAGGAGAGACCGAUAUGAUCACCGUGGAAGUCAAUAAUGUGUUAACAGAGAAAAAGAUCACUAAUGUGUUUGGAGUGAUCAAAGGCUAUGUUGAUGCAGAUCGCUAUGUUGUGAUUGGUGCUCAGCGAGAUGCGUGGGGUCCAGGUUUUGCCAAAGCAACUGUUGGAACCAGUAUUCUUCUGGAAAUGGCUCGCUCGAUCUCUGAGAUGAAAUACGGUGGAUUUAUGCCCAGAAGAAGUAUUGUGUUUGCCAGCUGGAGUGCUGGGGAAUACGGCAGCGUCGGUGCAAUGGAGUGGCUCGAGGGCUAUCUGUCUUCUCUCAGCAUGAAAGCCUUUUCUUAUUUGGACCUAAAUGGAGUUGUAACAGGUCAACAUGGAUUCAAGCUGUCUGCUAGUCCCUUGCUGUACACUUUGGCUCAGAGCACUCUGAAAGAGGUGAAAGCCCCAUCUAAAGACUCAUCAUCCCUUUUAGCACAAUAUGGAAGAAACGACUUUGAAUCUUUGUUGGAACCAAUGAAUAUGGACAGUGCGGCAUAUCCUUUCCUUGCCUUUUCGGGGAUCCCAUCGUUAACAUUUAGGUUCACCUCUGAACAUUUGAGCUAUCCAUAUUUUGGCACAAAGCUGGACACACAGGAAAAACUCAAGGUGGCAACUUCCAACCAGGUGGUCCAGUUUGCCCAAGUCGCCGCUCGCUUCGCCGGUCACAUCACGUUGAGGCUGGUUCACGAUCACCUCCUUCAGCUCGACAUCCAGAGAUACACAAAGAGUAUACGCGAAAAUGUUUUCAGAAUCAAUGGGAAAGUGUCUGAGAUUAAAAGGCUGCGUCCUCAGGUCCUGCCUAAAGAACUGACCAUGCAGUGGCUCAUGUCUGCGUCAGGCUCCUACAGUCGGGCCUCAGCCAACCUGGCCAACGACAUCAAAAACAGUGACCUGGAGGAUGUGGAAAUAUGCCGCAUGAUAAACGACCGCACCAUGGCGGUGGAGAGAAACUUGUUAUCCCCGUAUGUGUCUCCCAGAGAGAACCCUUUCCGCCACAUUCUCAUGGGCUCCGGUCCUCAGACCCUGGCCGCUCUCAUCGACCAUCUGGAGGCCAUCAAAAGUGACCGUCCUGAGGCUGACGCAGAACUGUUUCGAAACCAGUUUGCCCUGGCCACCUGGACCCUUCAGGGCUGCGCAAACUCUGUGGCUGGAGAUAUUUGGGCUUUGGAUAAUGAAAUUUAG
This is a messenger RNA of Knipowitschia caucasica, 2202 nucleotides long. NCBI's taxonomy places the organism in Eukaryota, Metazoa, Chordata, Actinopteri, Gobiiformes, Gobiidae. The record is from the annotation of a GenBank genome assembly.